Molecule: messenger RNA, 636 nt
Organism: Spizellomyces punctatus DAOM BR117
Lineage: Eukaryota; Fungi; Chytridiomycota; Chytridiomycetes; Spizellomycetales; Spizellomycetaceae
Exons: 1
Coding region: 1-606 (201 amino acids)
Source: RefSeq, a predicted model, not a curated record
AUGGCAUCAAUUGAAGGGAUUGAUUCACAGAAACUCAAGGAGAGAAGAAUUAUAGAAAAGCAGGAGUCAGAGCUCCGCAAAAAUAACAACGCAAAGAAGGGCCCAGGCGCACACCACCCUGGUGUGAUUGGUUCCCUUAAUUCACGACGACAAUCGACCGUCAUGUCUCCUCGGCGUUCGGUGACGGCAGCACGGCACUCCGUGAUAGCUGCACCUAACAUUACGAGCCGUCCCACUUCAGCCUAUAACCAAGAUAUACUCGAACGCAACCUUUUAGAAGAACUUUAUGACGAUCGGGUCUUUCUACUGAGCCUUGCAUCCGACACCUCGUUUAUGCGUUCGGCGGGAAAAGUAAUCAGUCAAUGUGUGGAAGAAGGGUUACACUACCUAGAUGGGCGGUUAGAAUAUUGGAGAAUGAUGAAUCCUGUCGGACGUCCUGCCUCUUCAAAGCGAACAGCCGCAGAGAAGCCGAAGAAGACGGCCAAGUACAUGAAACGACCGGCUUCUGCUUCUCUUUGGGUUGGCAAUACAGGGAAACCUUCGGAAACUGAGAAUGUGCGCAAAGUAGUAAGGCCCAAGUCUGCAGUAUCUCAACGUGUACAGUAAUAAACAUCCAUACAUGGCUUUUACAAUCGG